AUGUCUCUGACUCAAGACGCCGCGUUCGUCGAUCUGAAGAAUUACGUGGAAGCCAAUGAGAAGGACGUUCAGCUGCUCGAUUGGUUCCAGAAGGAUCAGUCUCGUUUUGAGAAAUUCACCCGCCACUUCAAAACUCCCGAUGGCGAUUUCCUGUUCGAUUUCUCGAAGAAUCGAAUCACCGACGAAUCGUUCCAGCUCCUCAUGAAGCUCGCCAAGUCCCGCGGUGUCGAAGAGUCUCGUGACGCCAUGUUUUCAGCGGAAAAAAUCAAUUUCACUGAGAAUCGUGCGGUUCUCCACGUGGCACUUCGCAACCGCGCGAAUCGGCCGAUUCUGGUCGACGGGAAGGAUGUGAUGCCAGAUGUGAAUCGAGUUUUGGCUCAUAUGAAAGAAUUCUGCAAUGAGAUCAUUUCCGGACAAUGGACGGGAUAUACCGGCAAAAAGAUCACCGAUGUAGUGAAUAUCGGAAUAGGUGGAUCCGAUUUGGGACCUCUUAUGGUUACUGAAUCCCUUAAAAACUACCAAAUCGGACCUAACGUUCAUUUUGUGUCGAAUGUUGAUGGUACCCACGUGGCAGAGGUGACAAAGAAGCUCAACGCUGAAACCACCCUGUUUAUCAUUGCAUCGAAGACAUUUACCACUCAAGAAACUAUUACCAACGCUGAAACUGCCAAGGAAUGGUUUUUGUCAAAAGCUGGGGACCCGGCGGCAGUGGCUAAGCACUUUGUGGCCCUCUCCACCAAUGUUCUAAAAGCAGUGGAAUUUGGAAUUGACGAGAAGAAUAUGUUCGAAUUCUGGGAUUGGGUUGGAGGACGAUACUCGUUGUGGUCGGCUAUCGGACUCUCGAUUGCCGUUCAUAUUGGUUUCGAGAAUUAUGAGAAGCUGUUGGAUGGAGCUUUCGCUGUUGAUGAGCACUUUGUGAAUACUCCGUUGGAACAGAAUAUCCCAGUGAUCCUUGCCAUGAUCGGUGUGCUCUACAACAAUGUCUACGGUGCGGAGACUCAUGCUCUUCUUCCAUACGACCAAUAUAUGCAUCGAUUCGCCGCCUACUUCCAGCAAGGAGAUAUGGAGAGUAACGGAAAGUUUGUGACUCGCCAUGGAACACGUGUCGACUAUUCGACUGGUCCAAUCGUUUGGGGAGAGCCAGGAACCAAUGGACAACACGCCUUCUACCAGUUGAUUCAUCAAGGAACUCGUCUCAUUCCAGCUGAUUUCAUCGCCCCAGUUCGCACUUUAAACCCGAUUAGAAAUGGACUACAUCAUCAAAUCCUUCUUGCCAACUUCCUCGCUCAGUCUGAGGCGCUGAUGAAGGGAAAAACCGCUGCGGUGGCUGAGGAGGAACUCAAAGCAUCUGGAAUGUCCGCUGAAUCGAUCGCCAAGAUUCUUCCACACAAAGUAUUUGAGGGAAAUAAGCCAACCACUUCUAUCGUACUUCCAAUCGUCACUCCAUUCACCUUGGGAUCGCUUAUUGCCUUCUACGAGCAUAAGAUCUUUGUUCAGGGCAUCAUUUGGGACAUUUGCAGUUUUGAUCAGUGGGGUGUGGAACUCGGAAAGCAACUGGCAAAGGUUAUCCAACCGGAAUUGGCAUCAGCUGACAAGGUCACCACACACGACGCGUCUACUAAUGGACUCAUCGCUUUUAUCAAGAAUAACAAUGCAUAA
Molecule: messenger RNA, 1659 nt
Organism: Caenorhabditis briggsae
Lineage: Eukaryota; Metazoa; Nematoda; Chromadorea; Rhabditida; Rhabditidae
Gene: Cbr-gpi-1
Product: Protein CBR-GPI-1
Exons: 4
Coding region: 1-1659 (552 amino acids)
Biological process (GO): glucose 6-phosphate metabolic process; glycolytic process; gluconeogenesis
Cellular component (GO): cytosol
Molecular function (GO): glucose-6-phosphate isomerase activity; monosaccharide binding; carbohydrate derivative binding
Source: RefSeq, a predicted model, not a curated record